CUGGCCCAGGGGUCACUAGUGCCAGGCCGGGGUGGCUGCCAGGACCAUGGCCAGCUCCUGCCUCUUUGGGGUCACGUAGACCAGCUGCAAUGAGACACAGUGAAUCAAAGACUGAUUUUCACACAGAAACGUGAGCCUGGACAUUCCAAGUGGCCUUGUUUGCCAGAGCCCCACGAAGAAACACCUGAGGAUCCUGCAAGUGGUGGCGGUUCAAUGAAGAGGUAUGCUACACCCACGAAGUACCACCCGGCAUGGAACAAGGAGCUGGUCACCAGUGAAGCUGGAGGUCCUCAAGCUGAGAGGCGCUCCAUCACUAAACCCCCAUCCACCAAGAAGAUGCGAGCUCCCAAGAAGAGCCACGCGUGGAGGAAUCGGACCAAGGCCCAGGAGAAAUUCGCCAGCACCAUUCCCUACAGGUUCUCCUGGCUGAACGAGCCCAGCCGAGAGCGUGACCCUCGGAAGCCCCGGGAAACCUGCGCGGUGGACAGCUCGCUGAGGGAGCAGCUGCCCCUGCGGAAGGCGCUGGUGCCCAUGCGAUCCAUCCCGGUGCCGGGGUUCGGAUCCCCGGAAUUUGUGCCGCUGUCCAGCCUGUGCCCGCUGCCUGCGCCGCCUCUGAUGAGUUACUUCUGGGAGAUACGGCUGCUGAGUCGGCGCUUCCCACUGCCUGGCCCCUCCAGACGCGUCUCCUAGGGGCUCUGAGCCACCUGCCCAAGGGUCCUGGGUGCCCCAGGCUGAGAAGCCCCUUUCAAGCAGAGAAGAUCUGGGGUGAGGGGCACAGCCAGGAAGGAGCCCUCCAUCCCUUGAGAAUAAACGGCCUUCGACUCCUGGG
This is a messenger RNA of Erinaceus europaeus (western European hedgehog), 829 nucleotides long. RefSeq names its product chromosome 21 C3orf22 homolog (gene C21H3orf22). Bases 214 to 690 code for a protein of 158 amino acids. The transcript has 5 exons. The record is from RefSeq and is a predicted model, not a curated record. NCBI's taxonomy places the organism in Eukaryota, Metazoa, Chordata, Mammalia, Eulipotyphla, Erinaceidae.